This is a messenger RNA of Pseudoliparis swirei, 1836 nucleotides long. RefSeq names its product akt interacting protein (gene aktip). The record is from RefSeq and is a predicted model, not a curated record. Bases 204 to 1097 code for a protein of 297 amino acids. Lineage: Eukaryota; Metazoa; Chordata; Actinopteri; Perciformes; Liparidae. The transcript has 10 exons.
AGCUCGUUAGCCGGUAUGACAGUUAAAGGAAUGGCGAGCAGCUGAGCAGUUUUAGUCAAAUUUACACCGAGACACACGUGAACGUGUCUGUUAGAAGGGUCUUUUACAAUCAUCUGGGAAAUACGUGGCGGAUGGCCCGGGCAGCACUUGCAGUGGGACCAACACAGAAAGAGGGGUCACCUUCCUGAACCUCUGAAUGAGGAAUGAACUUAAACCCCUUCUGGAGCAUGUCUGCCAAUACAAGUCGUACGCAGAGAACCGACGGCGGCGAGGACCAGAGCGGGCACGGCGAGCCCAGAGCCAGCCCGGCCCGGCUGCCCUUCGGCAAGAAGCAGCUCCCGCCCAUUCCCAAGAACGCCACCCCCGUCACCAAGCCCGCGUCCACGGGCGCCCCGGCCCCGUCGGCCAACGGCACGCACGCCUCGUACGGCCCCUUCUACCUGGAGUACUCUCUGCUGGCCGAGUUCACUUUGGUGAUUAGGCAGAAACUGCCGGGAAUUUAUGUCCAGCCGUCCUACAAAUCUGCUCUCAUGUGGUUCGGGGUCAUCUUCAUCAGACACGGCCUGUACCAGGAUGGAGUCUUCAAGUUCACCGUGUAUAUUCCAGAUAACUAUCCAGAUGGAGAGUGUCCUAAAUUAGUCUUUGACGUCCCAGUCUUCCAUCCUCUCGUCGACCCCGUUUCUGGAGAGCUCGAUGUCAGGAGAGCGUUCACCAAAUGGAGACGGAAUCACAACCACAUCUGGCAGGUCUUGAUGUACGCACGGACGGUUUUCUACAAGAUUAAUACCACGGAGCCACUCAACCCGGAGGCGGCUGUGCUAUAUGAGAAGGAUGUGCAGUUAUUCAAAAGCAAAGUGGUGGAUAGCGUGACGUUAUGCAACAGUCAUCUUUUUGACCAGCCCAAGAUGGAGGACCCGUACGCAAUAAGUUUUUCUCCGUGGAACCCAGCCGUUCACGAUGAAGCAAAAGAGCGGAUGUUCACAUGCAAAAGACGGCCUGACGACCACCACAAGGGAUCCCAGGUGUCCGGGCUGUCUUGGGUGAAGCCCGGAUCGACGCAGCCCUUCAGCAAAGAGGACGGUCCUCCCCCGAGCUGAGCCUGCAGUGUGGGCGCAGCGGCCACUAGAGGGCGGCAGAGCGCACCGGAUACAUCCGGCUGUUUUUAAUGUGAACUGGAUCCUUGAAAACUGCUUGGGGGAGAACUUCAUGUUAACUCUCUACAUUAUUGUUCAGCUUUAAAGGCUUUGUAGGCACCUCCUCAAACGGCUUUAGGAUAAGGAAAGUUUGUAUUAUAUGUAAAUCGACGAUGACGAAUGGAUGUCCCGGCAACCUCAUUUAGGCUGUGAUGCAAUCAAAGAGCGUUGUCCAUUCGAGUUUCAGGACCGUGCACAUCUUGACGGUGAUGCAACAUGCUGUCCCAAAAAUUGUUCUGAAGUGUUCAUAUGGUAAGUUUAGCGGACGACGGGAUCUCGACAGCCUCAUUGGCUCAGGACUGUUUUAUUUGACGUGUGAAUGUAACCUUGCGAGCUCCUCGUUAACCAAUUAGACACGUUUUAUAUUUUGCUUCUUAUUGGACAAUGAUAUAUAUUUUUUUUUAUUUUUAUCCCACCAUGUAAACUAUUGUCUUAGUUCCUAAUAAAUAUAUAUUUAAAAAAAGCAGAGCAGACUAGUAUGGUUUUAAAUGAGAUGCUGAAUCACUACACUUGUGUUUUUAUUUUGUCUGGUUUUAAAUAAUUUUUUGGAUGUUUUCUGUACCUUUUUUGACUGUUUUGGUUAUUAAAGGUCUGGGUUGUAAAUAAUAAAGGAUGCCGUACUAAGUUUUGACUUUUAAAGAAC